Staurois parvus is the source of this 387-nucleotide messenger RNA. The record is from the annotation of a GenBank genome assembly. Lineage: Eukaryota; Metazoa; Chordata; Amphibia; Anura; Ranidae.
AUGGGCCCCUGUACCGCCUCCUCAUGCUGCUGCCAGGCCCGUAAUCUGUCAUGGGCCCCCGUACCGACUCCUCAUGCUGCUGCCAGGCCCGUAAUCUGUCAUGGGCCCCUGUACCGCCUCCUCAUGCUGCUGCCAGGUCCAGAGUGUGUCAUGGGUCCCUGUACGGCCUCCCAUUGCUGCUGCCAGGCCCGUAAUCUGCCAUGGGCCCCCGUACCGACUCCUCAUGCUGCUGCCAGGCCCGUAAUCUGUCAUGGGCCCCUGUACCACCUCCUCAUGCUGCUGCCAGGUCCAGAGUGUGUCAUGGGUCCCUGUACGGCCUCCCAUUGCUGCUGCCAGGCCCGUAAUCUGCCAUGGGCCCCCGUACCGACUCCUCAUGCUGCUGCCAGA